UCUCUGAAAUUAAUACAAAUACAUUAACAAAACAAAACAAAAAAACCUAUUGAAUGGAGAAACAUGGAGGCUCCCAUGUUAACUGGGAGGCUGUACUCCUUUCUAUUCCAGAGCCUCCACCUUAUGCUCACCAUCGCCAUGGAGGCCCUGUUCUUCCAGUUUGCUUUUGAUCAAGGCAGGAACGUGAUCUACAAACACAUCAACCAAGGGAAUCUGUGGAAACACAUCAAGCACAAGUAUGAGAACUAG
Eptesicus fuscus (big brown bat) is the source of this 249-nucleotide messenger RNA. Its product is annotated as cytochrome b-c1 complex subunit 9-like. NCBI's taxonomy places the organism in Eukaryota, Metazoa, Chordata, Mammalia, Chiroptera, Vespertilionidae. The record is from RefSeq and is a predicted model, not a curated record. The transcript has a single exon. Bases 64 to 249 code for a protein of 61 amino acids. Gene Ontology annotation, biological process: mitochondrial electron transport, ubiquinol to cytochrome c.